CAGUCCCAGGGAACCAACCAAUCUAAUGUCGAGGGAAAUGGACUGCGAAUUCAAGCUUCUCGUCAUCAAAAACUCUUGUUAUCAUGUUUUAGACGUGGUUACAAUCAGGACAUCCUGCUCAAUACACCCACGAUAAGCCAAAACGCUGUAUUUUGGGUGGUCAGAUACAGAGUUUGACCCCCGUGGAUCCUAGACGAAAUUUUUUCGGCUGAAAAGUAGUUGUUGACCUUCUCCCAGAUGCGAGGAUGCUCUCUGCAAAGUUUAUUUGCAUUUGGUUGGGUGCUAAGAAAAUGCAUGAAGAACAAAGAAACAGACAAACUUUCUUCUUUAUAUAUAUAGAUUUUAUGAGUCGAGAUUUGCAAAUUAGUUAUUUUUAUUUACGAUAAAAACUUUUUUUUAAAUAUGCUUCUUAUUUCAAGAGUAUGGACUAUUCGACUAAUUAUAUAGAUCUUUCAUUGGGUGAAACAUAAUAAACAGAAGUUCUAUUUAAUACCAGAUAAAUUUUUUCUUCACUUGCAAUUUUUUGUUAUUCUUUGCUAUUUCCAGUAUGAACUUUUUAGUUUUGCUGUUCUAUUUGUUUAUAUUCGAAGAAAGUUUGAAAUUCGUGUGAAAUGAGAGCUGAACAAAGCAUCGGAAUACUUAUACUCGAGGAUUUGGCACUGGUACACGCAUUAAAAUUCUCUAAAGGAUAAGACUGAAUCAGGUCAUUUUCCCGAUCUUGGGAUAUUUUAGUUGUUUGUGUUAAAAUUAAUUUAGUGGCGACUGUCAAUUACUGUUCGACGGCUUAUUUUGGAACAUGUCUUGACUAAUCUUUCGAAUCACUUCGGUGGCGCUCUAUAGAAAUGAAAACAUUUUCUUGUCGCUAUAGAGGAUUACAAGUAGUAUCCGCCAGGUAUAAAAUCCCUUGUUUACAAUGUCCGAAUCUGACCAGACAGGACUCACUGCAAAAGAAAAUUCAGUAGUGCUUUGAGUAUCAUUAGAUCACUAUUAGAAUUGACUAGCUAUCUUAUGACGUCGAAGCGACUACCAGAUUCUGAUAGAAGAGCCUCGUUGGUAUUAAGUAUAUGGUUUAGGCUCGAGACCAAAGAUUUUGAAUCCGAUGAAUAUGACUCGAAAACUUGAUUGAGAAUUGAUGGAAACUAAACCAUUGCAACUUUACUGGGUGCUGUCACUGGAAUAGUUUUGACGUAAAAGCGAACAUAUUUUGAGAGUAGAAAAACGGUUUCAUCAGUUCGCGUUAUGCUAGAAAGAACAUAUUGCAAUAAAAUGAGAUCAGGCACUUAUUUCUGUUCUUUGAAGAUGAAAUGAAUAACGAAGUUCUUCUACCCCUCGAACGCAGAUAAAAGUGCACCCAUAUAUACUCGAUAAUUGUGCAGGAACAGUCUUGAACACGUAUUUCGAAAUGAUCGUACUCAAAGUUCUGAUUUUUCAAGUGAAAUUUUCGCUGCACUCGCAUUCGAGAAAUUCUUUAUUAGCCCACCUCUAUCGAAAUUCAAGAAAGACGUAAACAAUCAGUCGUAGUGUUGGAAAAACUUGUCUUGUGUCUAUCUUUGAUAAAAGCACUCAUAAUCCUACGGGUCCGUGGUAUGUGAUAUCGAAAUGGACUCUUGAAGUGACAUCAGUUCAAGGUCAGCUAUGCAUAUCUUUCAUCUAUUACAGAGUCAAGGAUUGUGAGAAAAUUUUUGUAAAAUCGAGAGUGGAGCCAGACUGGAACCGCAGCUGAAUGAAAAAGAACGAUUUUACAGAUUCUUGAUGAGCAAACCACACAUCCUAUUUACAUUUCUUACCUUUGCGUUUUGGAGUCGUAACACUCCCUCGAGUUAUUUCAUAUUUGCGAGGUAGCUAAUAUUAUAAGUUGAGAAACCAAAUGGCCGUAGUACUCAAAGAGUCAAUACUACAGUGGAUGAGAUUGGUUGAACUCAUACUGCAAGCGUAAAAGAAAUUGACUAGCUUUCUUGCUCGCUGAUAGAAGAUGAAGGAGAGUUCAAAUUCUUCUUUUUCUAGAUUGUCUCUUUUGAUGGGAGAUGAUCACCACUAGUUCUACUGUCUACUGAUGAAUACUGCUAUCACACGUACUCUCUUCUCUUAAUUUACAGAAUCCUGCAUCUUUAAAGAUAUAUUAGGAAUUGUUCUUUUUUUUAUGAGUCAUUAUACAAAAUGAAAUUGUUUGUUUAGAAAAGCCCAACUUCUCCGAAUCAAAAAGUAAAUCACCAUACUCUAACAAGAAACUUGAUUGUAACGGACGUGCUUGUGUCGAAUGUGGCCACUGUCGUGAUUGGUACUGGCGUCCUGAUGGUAAUGACAAGGAUUAUACAAAGCGUGACGAUGCAACUUGUACUUCUGAUGGUUGCGAUCGUGGUUUCCGUUUUCCUUUUCGUGAUGGUCGUUUUUGUUUUGUUGAUGAUGAUGAUGAUAAUGAUCGUCGUCGUGAUUAUUAUCAUUUUAUUUACUCUAUUUCUUAUUUUGGUGGUAUUGAUGUUAUUGAUAAUCGUCUAUGUCAAUGUGACGAUAAUCGCUCUUAA
Didymodactylos carnosus is the source of this 2522-nucleotide messenger RNA. NCBI's taxonomy places the organism in Eukaryota, Metazoa, Rotifera, Eurotatoria, Philodinida, Philodinidae. The record is from the annotation of a GenBank genome assembly.